ACGAGGAAGUGCUAGAAUAAACGCGUGUGUUUCAUUUCCUGAAACUCCUCUCUGGUUUUCGGGGACAGCAGCGCAGGUGAAGCUGGAGAACUCGCGGGAUGAAGCCGCCAGCUCGGGUCCAGGGCUCUGGAGCGGCGACGCCGCUGUAGAUGGAGCCAGCAUGAGCUCGGAGCUGCUACUGCAGGAGACGCUGAUCAAGCGCUCGCAGCAGAAGAAAAGGACGUCGCCGCUCAACUACAAGGAGAGGCUGUUCGUCCUCACCAAGAGCCGGCUCACGUACUACGAUGGAAGAGCCGAGAAGAAGUUCAAGAAGGGCUCGAUCGAGCUGAGCCGCGUCAGAUGUGUGGAGAUCGUGAAGAGCGGAGGAGGGAGUUUUAUCCCCUGCCAGAACAAAUACCCCUUUCAGGUGGUGUACGACACCAACACCCUCUACGUCUUCUCCCCGGAUCAGUCCAGCAGGAGCGUUUGGGUCCAGAGCCUGAAAGAGGAGAUCAGAGACAACCCCGGGGUCUUGCUGAAGUUCCACCCCCGGUUCUGGCAGGACGGGGCGUGGCUCUGCUGUCGCCAGGCAGACAAACAGGCGCUGGGCUGCGAGGGCUACAACCUGUUCGGAGACGUGUCAAGAAAACCUUUACCCCCGAUUCCUGGAGAGGAAAACAAACGUCGGCCCGCCCCGCCCGUCCCAGACCCGCCCGUCCCAGACCCCGAGGACUGUGACGAGGAAGACGAGGAUGAGGACGAUGAAGACGAGGAGGAGGCGGUUGUGGUGGAGGCUCUGUACGACUUCCCGGGAAUGGAGCCACACGACCUGAGUCUGGUCCAGGGAGGAGAGUACGUCAUCCUGGACAAGUGCGACGUCAACUGGUACAAGGCGCGCGACAAGGACGGCGAGGAAGGCUACAUCCCCAGUAACUACGUGACGGAGAAGAAGUCGGGAAACCUGGUGCAGUACCUCUGGUACAGUAAACAGGUGAACAGGAACAAGGCGGAGGAGCUGCUCAGGAAGGAGGACAAAGAAGGCGCCUUCAUCGUCAGAGACUCCAGCACCCCGGGGACCUACACCGUGUCUCUGUACGCCAAGUCUGUCGGAGGCGAGGGCGUUGCAGCAAUAAAACAUUACCACAUCAAGGAGAGCCACGGCCCGCCCAGACAGUUCUACCUGGCUGAGAAAUACCUGUUCAACUCCAUCCCCGAGCUGAUCGAGUACCACAAACACAACGCAGCAGGUCUCGUGGCCAGGCUGAGGUAUCCUGUGGGAGAACAGGACAAGUUUGCUCCCUCCACUGCUGGAUUCAGUUACGAGAAGUGGGAGAUCAACCCCAGCGAGCUGACCUUCAUGAAGGAGCUGGGCAGCGGCCAGUUCGUGGUGAGGCUCGGCAAGUGGAGGGCUCAGCACAAGGUGGCCAUCAAGGCCAUCAGGGAGGGGAGCAUGUACGAGGAGGACUUCAUCGAGGAGGCCAAGAAACUGUCCCACCCUAAGCUGGUGCAGCUGUACGGAGUCUGCAGCCAGCAGCAGCCCAUCUUCAUCGUGACGGAGUUCAUGGAGCAGGGCUGUCUGCUGAACUUCCUGCGGCAGCGGCAGGGCAGCUUCAGCCUGGGCUCCCUGCUGAGCAUCUGCCUGGACGUGUGCGAGGGCAUGGAGCACCUGGAGGCCCACGGCUUCAUCCACAGAGACCUGGUAACCGACAAAAACUGUCUGGUGAACGACGCUCUGGUGGUGAAAGUGUCUGACUUCGGCAUGACCAGAGUACGUGUUGACGACCAGUACACCAGCUCCUCCGGGGCAAUUCCAGUGAAGUGGUCGCCGCCCGAGGUCUUCAACUUCUGCAAGUACAGCAGCAAGUCGGACGUCUGGUCCUUGCGGUGAGCAACACUCACGUGCUGGGGGGUGUUCAUGUGGGAGGUUUUCACCGAGGGUCGCAUGCCGUUUGAGAUGAACCUCAACCACGAGGUGGUUACCAUGGUGACCAAGGGUCACCGCCUGUACAGGCCUAAGAAGGCCACGCCCGGCUUGUAUGACGUCAUGCAGCUCUGUUGGUGCGAGAAACCGGAGGAGCGUCCGUGCUUCUCGCAGCUCUGCGUCGAUCUCUCCGACGCCCUGGAGAGCGACGCCCUGCCAAACCUGACCGCACUGUUGCCGUGGUAACCUCCCACCCAAACGGAGACGGCAGACGCCUCCAACGCAACGGUGCUCACCAUUUCACAACGGCCAACCAACGCGAUGGAGCCGUUAGCUCGGAGGUUAGCUAGUCUGCUGAGCCGCCGUGGAUCCGUCAAAGGGCGAGAAGCCUCAGGAACUGCUUUUACGAAGCUUCGCUUUCCAUCCGGUCGUGUGAAUUCUUCUCAGGACAGUUUAGGGAUCUCACCAAGUAACAAGAAGAGAUUAUUUGUGUUUCUAUUGAAUUCAAUCACAUCAUUGAUUAUUAAUAUUAAAGUACUUUCCAGGGGAAAUUCAUGAUUUACUUGUUCAUUUUUGUACAAUUCACUUCAGACGGAGAAAAAAAUCUUAGUUAUUUGGGCCACAUUCCUGUGUUGAACAUGGGAAGACUUAGUUUCAAUCCGGAGGCCCAACUCAAGCCAAGCAUCAAUUUCUUAACAUUGGCCGCAUAGUUUGAAACAAAGGAACCUCCAUAACGACUCAAAGCCCCGCCGGCUUUGCAUCUACAGCCCUGGUGAUGAGGAAUAAAACCUCAUUGGGCAUAAACCCCAAAACGCAGGCCGUCAAUUGGGUACGGCUAAGGUACGGCAGCCG
This is a messenger RNA of Cololabis saira (Pacific saury), 2752 nucleotides long. It is a transcript of the gene tec, whose product is annotated as tec protein tyrosine kinase. Gene Ontology annotation, biological process: adaptive immune response; peptidyl-tyrosine autophosphorylation; T cell receptor signaling pathway. NCBI's taxonomy places the organism in Eukaryota, Metazoa, Chordata, Actinopteri, Beloniformes, Belonidae. The record is from RefSeq and is a predicted model, not a curated record. Gene Ontology annotation, molecular function: non-membrane spanning protein tyrosine kinase activity; ATP binding; protein binding.